Molecule: messenger RNA, 861 nt
Organism: Helobdella robusta
Lineage: Eukaryota; Metazoa; Annelida; Clitellata; Rhynchobdellida; Glossiphoniidae
Exons: 7
Coding region: 1-861 (286 amino acids)
Source: RefSeq, a predicted model, not a curated record
AUGACGACGACAGCUAUUUUGAGGGAAGGUCAUCUUUACAAAAAGAAGGAAUCGGAGAAGAUAAAGAACUUGAAUCAUUUAGAAACGGGUGGAAGAGACUUGUGUGAUUUCAACCAAUGGCAGCAGAGGAUUCAAGAAGAGGAAGAGCAAAAAAGGUACGAAAUGACGGAACUGCUACGACUGGCUGGCAAGUUGAGCCAGGAGCAAUCAUUGGCCGCUAGGAAGAAGGCAGUUGAAGAUAACAAGCAGAAAGUUGAGGAGAUGAGAAGAGAGGCAGCUCUUCUCAUGCAAGAAUUUAUGGUGAGAAAGUUGAAAGAAGAGGAAAAGAUGAGAAAAAAGGUCGGAAAGGUAAAGUCGAUAAUGUUUGAUUCGAAGGAAGCUCGCCUGAAGAUGGUGAAGCUGAAAGCGAAGAUGGUGCAGGCAAGUAGGGUCAAGGACGUCGACCUCUACGAGACGUCUGGCUGCGGUCUGCACACGGAAAUGUCCAUUAUGGAGUUGCGCGAAAGGUUGAAGAUGAUGCAGGAAGAACAAAGAAGAUGGCUGCAGACGAAAAGGAUGGAGAUAAACAACAACAAACAAAACAAAGAACUAUCAAUCCAACAGACCAUAGAACAAAUAGCCGAGCAUAGAAAUGAAAUUGCAAGGAUGGCUCAAUUGAAGUCAGAAACGAAAAAACGAUCAUCAACAAAUCUCCCGCGCAAAACGGAAGCUAUACUAGAAAUGGAACGAAAGAUCGAAGAAAUGAAGAUAAAGAGAAUGAAUGAAAGCAUGGCCUCUUACGUCAGCAACGUAGCCACAAACGACGUCACCAUCGUUCCGAUGAAGGCGACCAACAUGAGGCUGAAGCUGCUAGAUAUGUAA